CUCCGUAACUCAAAUAAAACCCACUUCAUCAAACCACUUCACACCCACUUUCUCUCUCUCUCUCUGACUUCAUCUCUCCCAAAAGGUUUAACCUUCAUCCAUGGCUGCUUUACUUGUUUCCAUGCUCAUCAUCAUCAUCUCCAUGGCUGCUCAAUCAAGUGCUACAUGGUGUGUGUGUAAAAAAGGUGGACAAGAUAAAGUGCUACAACAAGCCAUAGACUACGCUUGUGGUAACGGAGCUGACUGCACCCAGACGCACCAAGGUGGCAAGUGUUUCAACCCUGACACCAUUCUUGACCAUUGUAACUAUGCAGUCAAUAGUUAUUUUCAGAACAAGGGCCAGGCCCCUGGCUCAUGUGAUUUCUCCGGUGCAGCCAUGGUCACUACCACAGAUCCCAGUGCUAAUGGGUGUACUUAUCCCACGUCUGCAAGUGGGUCUACAAACACUCGUACACCGGGUUCUUCGUUUGGCAACACUCCGUCGACAACUGGUGGGUUAGGUGGUGGAAUGGGAAACUUGGGUCCGUCUGCAUCCGAUGACAUUAGCCAUGGUGGGGUUAGGUUACAUCAACAAACCAACAUUUUCGGGUUUUUGGCUAUUGUAGUUGCCGGAGUGGUGAUGCUUGCUUGGGGUUAAUGAAAAAUGGGGUUUUGUAUUUGUUUUUGGUGGUAUGUUGGUGUCUCCUCCCUGAUUUAUGUGGAAUAUAUGUAACAUUUAGUGUAGGGUUUUUAUUAUUAGUUCUAUUUUGAUUUUCAAUGGGUUAUUUCUCGUUUCAAAUUUU
Helianthus annuus (common sunflower) is the source of this 782-nucleotide messenger RNA. Its product is annotated as PLASMODESMATA CALLOSE-BINDING PROTEIN 2. Bases 101 to 637 code for a protein of 178 amino acids. The transcript has 4 exons. NCBI's taxonomy places the organism in Eukaryota, Viridiplantae, Streptophyta, Magnoliopsida, Asterales, Asteraceae. The record is from RefSeq and is a predicted model, not a curated record.